Messenger RNA from Aspergillus pseudoviridinutans, 891 nucleotides. RefSeq names its product formate/nitrite transporter family protein. Bases 1 to 891 code for a protein of 296 amino acids. The transcript is spliced from 4 exons. Gene Ontology annotation, cellular component: membrane. The record is from RefSeq and is a predicted model, not a curated record. Gene Ontology annotation, molecular function: high-affinity secondary active nitrite transmembrane transporter activity. Gene Ontology annotation, biological process: transmembrane transport; nitrite transport. Lineage: Eukaryota; Fungi; Ascomycota; Eurotiomycetes; Eurotiales; Aspergillaceae.
AUGGCGACUGUCACUCUUGAUGCCUACGCUCCGGUCGAUGUCGCCCAGCUGGUGGCUCGCGCUGGAGUAGGCAAGGGCAAUAUGCGCCUUGACAAGGUCUUUUUCAGCGCCUUUUCUGCCGGCUGCCUGCUUGCCUUUGCUUGUGGAACGCUUCUGAGUACCAAUACAACUACAUGGUUCCAAGAGAAUGCGCCCGGCUUGAUUCGCACGAUAUCCUCCCUGGUUUUCCCUUAUGGUUUGUCUAUGAUCAUCUUGACGGGAGCGGACCUCUGCACUGGUUCGUUCAUGUAUACCACCGUCGCUGCCCUCCAAGGCCAACUCCCCUGGUAUAAGAUGUUGCUCCACUGGUUCGUGACCUUCUGGGGCAACCUGGCUGGAUCUCUCUUUGUCGUCGCUAUCCUCUUCGGCUACGGCAAUGUCUUCGCCGCAGACCCCUACAAAUCUGAAGCCAUCGCCUUCGCCACCAAGAAACAGGUCACCCCAGACUUCCACCACAUCUUCCUCCGCGGCAUUGGCUGCAACUGGCUGGUCAGUCUGGCUUGCUUCCUGGGCAUGCAGGGUCGCGAUCUCGCCUCUAAGCUUGUGGGCAUCUGGUUCCCGAUCUUCGGCUUCGUCUCGCUAGGCUUUGACCACGUUGUUGCAAAUAUGACUUUUAUCCCUAUGGGAAUCUGGUUGGGGGCGCCCGAGAUCACAGUGGGGCUGUACAUCUGGAAGGGGAUCAUUCCCACCCUGCUGGGGAAUAUUAUUGGGGGCGGACUGUUUGCUGGCACGUACUACUGGUACAUGUAUCUCUUGAGUGGAGAGGUCACUCUGACUUGGAUGCGCGAGUCUGGUACGGUGACGCCUCGCUCAGAGGAUGUGGAGGCUGUGGCUGCUAAUAAGCAGAACUAA